AAAAGUAGAGGGGACUAUUCCCGAUACUAUCUAUUUUUCCAGUAUCGAGCACCACUCACUACGCCCAAUAGGACUACUGUAUAUGAGGCCACUGCAUUCCAAUCUAUCUAAUAGGCUGAUCACACGUGGAAAACAUCGAAGCGGCCCAAUUCUGCAUUUUCCGCCCGCCUCGACCGGCCAAACGCGCAGACAGCAAAUUCCUGUUCAAAGAAACAGCAGCGGCCCGAGGAGCAGCAGCAGCAGCAGCAGCAGCAAGCAUCCCUCCCUUCGUUCCCUUCCAAGGGAAUUCGAGAAGAUAAGCCGAGAGACAGCAAAGAAAAGAAAGAGAGGGUGUGCCCGCUGCCCGUCAUGUCCUCCGCCCAAAAAGUCCCGGCCUGGAAACGAUUGGGCCUCAAGCUCAAGCAGCCCGCAUCCGGCGCAGAGAUUGGCGGCCCUGCUCCCACCGAGGGAUCGAAGCCCAACGGACAGCAACACCACGACCGGCACGCCAGCGGCCCCGUCGCCAACGCCGCCAACGCCUCCCCGGCCGCCGCCGCCGCCGCCAAAAGGAAACGUCUCGAACAACAACAGAACACCCCUGCGUACGGCUCCUCCCCCUUCAAAAGGACCCGCACCGACAACGACUCGUCAAGCUAUGCAACCCCGACCCUGAGGAAGCAGAAGUCCGUCACCUUUGCCGAAGACGUCAAGAACCCCACCGCCGCCUCCGCCGCCGAAUCGAACAGGAAGAAGAGCAAGGGCUCCAAGCCGGCCAAGACGGCGACCCAGCAGCCCACCGCCGACAUCAAGCCCUCCCUUGAGUACCUCCGUACCUGGAAGUCGUCCCGCGACACGUGGAAGUUCAACAAGAACCACCAGACCAUUCUCAUGAAGCGCGUCUUCCACACCGACUCCAUCCCCUCGAGCGACAUCGCCACCUUCUACGAGUACAUCCAAGACCUUAAGGGCUUCACGAGGACCCGGCUGAAGGAGACGGCGGCGGAGGUCAAGAAGGAGGACGCCGAGAAGGGCAAGGCCGCCUUCCCCGACGGCACGCCGGACAUGGACUCGAAGCAGUCCGAGUAUGAGGAGGUUCUGGCCGGCCUGAUGCAGCUCGGCUCCGGCUCCGGCUCCGGCUCCAAAAGGAAGCGCUUCGACGAGGCCGCCUUCGUGACACAGUCCACCGACGUCGCCAUCACCCAGCGGGUCGUCAAGCGCAUGCGGGCCGAGACGAUACUCGCGGAGCUGUCCGAUAGUGAGGACAGCGAUGCCAUGGCCAUUGACACGGAGGAGCCGGCGGCCGCCGUCCAGGAAGAGUCCGUUGACAAGAGGGCCAAGCUCAACGACGGCACGAAGCAGAGCACCGCCCGUCGCCGCAAGAGGCGCACCAACGUCGACUCGAGCUCCGAAUCCUCCGACUCAGAGUCGGACUCGGAUUCCGACAGCGACAGCGACUCAGACGACUCGGACAACGCGAGCGAGGUCCAGCGCCAGGCUGCCCAGCGCGAGGCCGAGACGUCGAGCAGCUCAUCGUCGUCUUCGGAGGCCGAAGACAGCAGCAGUGAGGAUGACAGCGAGGACGAGGAAGAGGAGGAGACCACCAAGAAGAAGGGUUCGAAGAAGUAGU
Colletotrichum destructivum is the source of this 1606-nucleotide messenger RNA. RefSeq names its product Putative WKF domain-containing protein. The transcript has a single exon. Lineage: Eukaryota; Fungi; Ascomycota; Sordariomycetes; Glomerellales; Glomerellaceae. Bases 349 to 1605 code for a protein of 418 amino acids. The record is from RefSeq and is a predicted model, not a curated record.